Messenger RNA from Paramormyrops kingsleyae, 2392 nucleotides. It is a transcript of the gene cct3, whose product is annotated as chaperonin containing TCP1, subunit 3 (gamma). NCBI's taxonomy places the organism in Eukaryota, Metazoa, Chordata, Actinopteri, Osteoglossiformes, Mormyridae. The record is from RefSeq and is a predicted model, not a curated record. Gene Ontology annotation, biological process: protein folding. Gene Ontology annotation, molecular function: ATP-dependent protein folding chaperone; ATP hydrolysis activity; ATP binding.
UUCAUUGGUUCUUGGGCCGUUUCUCUGUGCCGUCAGAACGGGGCGUUUUUUGUUCUUGGCUCAGAAGGUUCCAGUCGGUUGUCUCACACGAGGAGUCAAAAUGAUGGGAGGACCGGUUCUUGUGCUGAGCCAGAAUGUCAAACGGGAGUCUGGGCGCAAGGUUCAGACAGGAAAUAUCAAUGCAGCAAAGACAAUAGCAGAUGUAAUCAGGACAUGUCUGGGACCAAGAGCUAUGAUGAAGAUGCUUCUUGACCCCAUGGGUGGCAUUGUAAUGACCAAUGAUGGGAAUGCUAUCCUGAGAGAGAUUCAGGUGCAGCACCCAGCAGCUAAGUCUAUGAUUGAGAUCAGCCGCACGCAGGACGAGGAAGUCGGAGAUGGCACCACCUCCGUCAUCAUCCUGGCUGGCGAGAUGCUCGCUGUGGCAGAGCAGUUCCUGGAACAGCAGAUGCACCCCACAGUGGUGAUCAGUGCCUACAGACAGGCCUUGGAGGACAUGCUCAACUUGCUGAAGGAAACCAGCACCCCUGUGGAUGUGACCGACCGGGACAUGAUGCUGAAGAUCAUCCACUCGGCCAUCAACACCAAAGCUCUUAGCCGUUGGUCAGACCUGGCCUGCAACAUCGCCCUGGACGCCGUGCGCACCGUGGAGCUGGAGGAGAACGGCCGCAAGGAGAUCGACAUCAAGAAGUACGCCAAGGUGGAGAAGAUUCCCGGUGGGAUCAUCGAGGACUCCUGUGUGCUGAAGGGCGUCAUGGUGAACAAGGACGUGACGCACCCGCGCAUGCGGCGCCUCAUUAAGAACCCGCGCAUCGUGCUGCUGGACUGUUCCCUGGAGUACAAGAAGGGCGAGAGCCAGACAGACAUCGAGAUCACGCGUGAGGAAGACUUCGCAAAAAUCCUGCAGAUGGAGGAGGAAUACAUCCAGCAGAUCUGCGAGGACAUCAUCCGCCUGAAGCCCGACCUCAUCUUCACGGAGAAGGGCAUCUCCGAUCUGGCCCAGCACUAUUUGAUGAAGGCCAACAUCACCGCCAUCCGCCGUGUCAAAAAGACUGACAACAACAGGAUUGCCAGGGCAUGUGGGGCGCGGAUCGCCAGUCGGACAGACGAGCUUAAAGAGGAGGAUGUCGGCACGGGGGCGGGGCUGUUCGAGGUGAAGAAGAUCGGCGAUGAGUAUUUCACCUUCAUCACCGAGUGCAAGGACCCCAAAGCCUGUACCAUCCUGCUCAGGGGGGCCAGCAAGGAGAUUCUGGCUGAAGUGGAGCGCAACCUGCAGGAUGCCAUGCAGGUGUGCCGCAACGUGCUGCUGGACCCCCACCUGCUGCCGGGGGGCGGGGCCGUGGAGAUGGCCGUGUCACACCGUCUGACGGAGCACUCGCGCGCCCUCACCGGGGUGGAGCAGUGGCCGUACCGUGCCGUGGCCCAGGCCCUGGAGGUCAUCCCCCGCACCCUGAUCCAGAACUGUGGAGCCAGCACCAUCCGUGUCCUUACCUCCCUCAGGGCAAAACACUCCCAGAAGGACAACUUAUCGUGGGGGGUGAACGGCGAGACCGGCACCCUGGCGGACAUGACCGAGCUGGGAAUCUGGGAGCCGCUAGCUGUGAAGGCACAGACGUACAAGACCGCUGUGGAGACCGCCAUUCUGCUACUCCGUAUCGAUGACAUUGUUUCAGGACACAAGAAGAAAGGCGGAGAUGACAAGACCGGCGGAGAGCAGGGUGCAGAGUAGUGGGAUUUGGGAGGGGUGCAGAGACAAGGGUGUCAUCUGGAGAGACGUGAACACAGAGUGGACAUGAGGGAUGUGGAUCUGAAUCCCCUCCGAUGUGUCCGCUAUGCGAAACGUUCGUGCAGUUUGUGUAAGUCUGUCUUUGGCUGGGAAAUAUGACCUGAAAUGUAAACUAAAUAAAAAUGAAAUUUUUUCCUGACUACAUUUUUCCUUUGAAGUUUUUUUUUUUUUUUUUUCCGAACACAUAAGAAUAAUUCUCUACCAUCUCUGAUUGUGCAUGAUUUCCCCAAAAAGGAGUAUUUAAGUUUGCAUUUCUGGUGUCCCACAAAGUAGGUAAAAGUGAUUGAUUAAAAGUUCCCAUAGAGAAAUCAUUCUAACUCCAAAAUGUAUAAAGAUUCUUCUAGAACAAAGUUUACAAAAGUUUCAUAGAUGUGGGACCAUGGCGUUAAUUUAAACCAUCAGCUGAUGUGCAUUGCAAUUGGGUUAUUCUUGCAUUCUGUAAUUGUGGCACAAUAUAAUAGCGUUUACCAUCGACUCAAUACUGCAAGAGGUUAGCAUGUGUCAGUCUGGACCCUGUCUAUUGACACCCGAGCACUUCCAUUCCCUGUUAGUGUUAUUUGCUCCUUUUACUCCCUUUGCAUUGUUAAUAAACUUUUCUUCAAAGACUAA